AUGGAGUGGACACAGCUACACAGAGAUAUGCUUGACGACCUAGUGCAUACAAUGCAUCACGAGAAAUUCAUCAAUGACGACUUUUAUCAAGUGCAAGCUAAGAAGGCAACUAGACCGGAUUAUGUCGUGCAAGCGAUUACUAAUUACUGUAUCGUAAGCCAAAGCUUGCUUAAUGAAAUGACGCGUCAAAUAAUCCAUACUGAAAUAAGUUUCCUAAGGAUCAAUAUUGCUGCUCAUGAUAUGUACGCGAAAAACAGGAGCAUUGGUGCUGAACGCGUUAAGAAUGCUUGUAUGCGACUCAUCGGAGCUUGUCAUGAGAAGAACAGGAAGGGUUGCUACAGUGCUUUAGUUGUCACUAAAAAUGAAUUUUCAGAGCUGCGGAAGAAAUUUAGCACCAUGGUAAAGCUGGAGAGGAAGAUCCUUGAGAAUGAGCUUGCUGAUAUGUGA
Messenger RNA from Dovyalis caffra, 447 nucleotides. The record is from the annotation of a GenBank genome assembly. NCBI's taxonomy places the organism in Eukaryota, Viridiplantae, Streptophyta, Magnoliopsida, Malpighiales, Salicaceae.